AUGGCGGCCGUYGGCCGGCUCCGUUGUUUUCAUAUUUUUAGUCCAAAAUUUUAUAGGUUUUUAAGAAUUCAUGCACAUUUUAGUACUUCAGCAGUCAUUAACAAUGCACAAGGACCGUUACCRACUUAUGAUGCUAUGGUUAAGAAUGGGGAACUCGACCUGGAUGAUCAUCAAAGAACAAUCGUGCAACAGCUACAGGCACUCUACAAAUCUGUGUCCAAAUACRACCCUCCAUCCCAGGGGAUGUUUGCAAAGUUUUUUAGUUCAAAGAGCAAGAAGGUUCCCAAAGGUGUAUAUCUUCAUGGUAGUGUAGGCUGUGGCAAGACAAUGCUGAUGGAUCUGUUUUAUCAUCAAGUUCCUGUCGACAAAAAAGUCAGAGUUCAUUUUAAUUCAUUUAUGCUGGAUGUACAUAAAAGAGUUCAUAAACAAAAGAAAUUAUUACCACCCAGAGAUCCUAAGUCCAUACGUUCACAGCCAUUUGACCCAAUACCACCUGUUGCCGCAGAGAUUAGUCAGGAGGCGUGGCUGCUGUGUUUUGAUGAGUUCCAGGUGACAGACAUUGCAGAUGCUAUGAUUCUCAAGAAACUAUUCACAGUUUUGUUUGAUCAAGGAGUGAUUGUUGUUGCUACAUCGAAUCGACACCCUGAUGAUUUAUAUAAAAAUGGUUUACAAAGAAGUAAUUUUAUUCCCUUUAUACCAGUAUUAAAGAGUCGAUGCAAUAUUUUAUGUUUGGAUUCUGGAAUAGAUUAUAGAAUGAGAGACAUCGUCCACAUAGGAAAAGUGUACUUUAGUUCUCAUGAUAAGAAAACAGAACAAGAGUUAGACUGGAUCUUCUCAAACAUGGCUGAACAAGAAGCCUUAACUGGCGACAUUGAAAUCAAGCCUCGAGAUAUCGAAAUAGUGCCGGGUGGCCGGACCAUCCAUGCACCCAUAACGUGCGGUCGAAUAGCGGACUUUACAUUUGAACAACUGUGUAUGAAGCCUGUUGGUGCAGCUGACUACCUGGCUCUCUGUAAACACUUUGACGUCAUCAUGGUUCGRGAUGUUCCACAAAUGACUCUAUUCAGAAAGACUGAGGCGAGACGGUUUAUUACUCUGAUAGAUGCUUUAUAUGAUAACAGGGUUCGGUUGAUUUGUUCUGCUGCGACCUCGCCUGCGGACCUUUUCCAAGCAUCACCUUUGAGUCCCAAGGAUAUCGAGGACCGUCGGAUGUUAAUGGACGAUUUACAGUUGUCAACGGAUAACAUUGAUGCCAAUGCUAGUAUAUUUACCGCUGAAGAAGAAAUCUUUGCAUUCAAAAGAACAGUUUCUAGAAUGGCAGAAAUGCAGACAGAAGAAUAUUGGAAAUCACAAACUCGACGAACACAAAAAGAGCAUUGACAACGCUAUAAGAAAUUGGAACUGACGCUUUUUGCCAAUAGCCACAGAUUAUUGGAUGUCCGAGUGGGACGUUUACUAGUUUAUUUUAUUUUUUAUUUUUACUUUAGUUAAUUACAAUGCAGUAUUUGAAUGAAUGUCAUAUUUGACGAUGAUCCUCAUUAAUGAAUCUAUUUCCAACGAACGGCCCGGUGGGCAUCCCAUAAUUGGUUUUAAUGCAUCAAGAUGACGGUCUGAUAAAAGUAUUAUUAUUUUACAUUCAUAAAAAUGUCUCGGGGAUUGUGGAAACGAUGUCAARCCGUUUUUAGUCGAUGGAAAAACAACAAAUCAAUUUUGUAUUAGCCCAUAUUUCCUGGAUUUUUUUUAAAUUAAGAAUCUAUUAUAUAUUUAUUAUAUCAAAGAAUUGUUAUAGACUAACAAUCAAAAAUAAAGUAUUUUCAUUGAUAGACUUCUCUACUGAUUGCUUCAUUAAUGCGCUCGAGUGAUAACCGCUUUUGCUUAUUAUUUUACUCUUCUAGCCCCCUGUUCAUUCCUCCCAGUCCACUCCUCUUUAAUAUACUGGACGUUGGUUAUCACAACAAAUGUACAAUCUCAAUUAGUACUAUCGCUAUUCUUGUAGGGGUUCUGCAAAGGAUGAAUAGCGCCAUCCACCACAUAAAUCCUUAUUUCAACAGAUAAAAGCCAUACAAAAUCGACUGGAAAAGGACUGGAAAACUUAUCCAGCCUUAGUACCGGCCCCAGGUCGCCCACUCAAGCAUUGCUCAGAAGAUUCGUACGUAG
Messenger RNA from Exaiptasia diaphana, 2157 nucleotides. Its product is annotated as AFG1-like ATPase. Bases 1 to 1380 code for a protein of 459 amino acids. Gene Ontology annotation, cellular component: mitochondrion; cytoplasm. The transcript has 14 exons. Lineage: Eukaryota; Metazoa; Cnidaria; Anthozoa; Actiniaria; Aiptasiidae. The record is from RefSeq and is a predicted model, not a curated record. Gene Ontology annotation, molecular function: ATP binding; ATP hydrolysis activity.